AUGGAACGAGCAAUAGACAAGAAAAAAAAUAGCUUAGGUCGGGUGAAAAAGGAACCGAUCGUUGUCAAAUCUUCCGACAAGAAUGCUGCGAGAAAAGGCCACGUUGUCUGUGUCACAAACGUUCCUUCAUCGCUGUGUGCCAGUGAGCGCACUGUACGCGACUUUUUCACCGAGUACGGCAUGCUGCUUUCGGUCACGAUUCACCACAAUUUCUUAGAUAUGGAAUCAGACGGGUUCAUGUAUCUCGAAUAUGCUGAAAAGACGGAAGCGGAGGCUGCUGUCACUGCAGUGAAGGAGAAAACUGUCGGUCUAGCCGCUUCCAGCAACGUCUCGUAUAAAAGAGCGGUGGAGCCUGCUGAGAUAUCCAGAAUGUAUGCAGUGUUGGCCUUGCCUCGCGGAGAGCCAAAGUUUGAAGUUGACGAAGGCAUUAAAGAUAUUUUGCUGGGCAAAUUCCAGCUGAAUCGAUUCUCGCAGAGCCAACAGGAUCAAACAAUGGAUGAUGAUGAUCUCAUUCUGCAAAGUUUAUCGCAGCCCUCGUUCGUUAAUUCUCAAACAAAGCGUAAAAGGAAGCAACGUAAACAUUCCGAUAAAGCCAAAAUUUCAGCAUAG
This is a messenger RNA of Plasmopara halstedii, 609 nucleotides long. RefSeq lists its product as hypothetical. Lineage: Eukaryota; Oomycota; Peronosporomycetes; Peronosporales; Peronosporaceae. The coding region runs from base 1 to 609 and encodes 202 amino acids. The transcript is spliced from 2 exons. Gene Ontology annotation, molecular function: RNA binding. The record is from RefSeq and is a predicted model, not a curated record.